Fusarium odoratissimum NRRL 54006 is the source of this 2523-nucleotide messenger RNA. RefSeq lists its product as uncharacterized. NCBI's taxonomy places the organism in Eukaryota, Fungi, Ascomycota, Sordariomycetes, Hypocreales, Nectriaceae. The transcript has 12 exons. Gene Ontology annotation, cellular component: membrane. The coding region runs from base 1 to 2523 and encodes 840 amino acids. Gene Ontology annotation, biological process: DNA-templated transcription. Gene Ontology annotation, molecular function: zinc ion binding; DNA binding. The record is from RefSeq and is a predicted model, not a curated record.
AUGAAUCCCGACGCUGCAGACCCCGCCACACCUCUGUCACGAGCGCCAUCUUCCCGUGGUGCUCGAUCUCAGCCCGACAACCUUAUGGCAUCACCUUCUUGUAAAUCCAUCUUCGGGAACUCCGACGCCGAAGCUCAAUUCGAGCCUUCAGGUACUGAAACUAUGCACGCCGCCAAUCAAAUUGUUUCUCCCACCCCAGUGGAUUAUCCGGUGAUCAUGGCCAAUGAGCAAGAUGUGUCUAUUUCUAGCCUCGCCUAUUUCUCUAACAGCAAAUUGACCGCGUUGUCGAGACGGAUCGGCAAUACCCAAGUUACAGAUUUAUUAGCCAAGAUUGAAGCAGCCGUUAAGUCGACUACACGAAGUCCCGUUGGAGCGAUUCCAUACCCCAACGACUUGGAAAAGGAGACUCGGUCUGUAUCCUUAUCCCAACAGAGUAGACUGGAUUAUCUUGAAUCCUAUUUUGAUCAAGUGCACCCGCUAUAUCCAUUCCUUGACCGCGCCUCUUUCGAGAAUAGAGCGCGCUCAUCCCGUGUUGGCGAUAUCCUAUCUACAGACCCUGCUUGGUGCGCCUUACACCAUGCUGUUCUCGCCCUUGGUAGUCUGUACCAUGAGUGCGGUAGCUUCAAUGCCUUCGCAGGAACUGCUUGGGAUAUUUUCCGGAUCUCUCUAGCUUUGCUUCCUAGACUUGUCUUUGGUCAGAGAAAUUUACUGACAGUCCAGGCGAUCACUGCCAUGGCUCUAUUUGGUACCACUUAUGCAGCCCUUCCUAUUGAGGGGAUCUUAAUUACUGAAGCAGCAAGGAUUGUGAGCUAUUUCCAAAUGAACAAGGCUGAGGCCUGUAAGGCCAACUCAGAGUUUCAGCGGACUGUUUGGGUCAUCUACUCGCUGGAGAGUGAGUAUUGUUUGAACACAGGCCGGUCAUCGACAAUACCGAACCACGACAUAUCGUGCCCUAUUCCCAAGACUAGCCUGCCGUUCUUGUCAGGCUUCGACUGGCUUCAGUGCAAGUCAAGACAUGCCCUGAUGGCCUCAGAUAUUUACCAGCGGCUAUUCUCAGUCAAGGCCAGGUCUCUUUCCCCAGAAUUACGUCAGCUAGAAGCGAAUCGUUGUUUAGAAGAACUGGAAGCUUGGAGACUGUCAGUUCCAGAAACCUUUCGUCCAGGGAUUCGAUUCCGGUCUUAUCAAUUAGGGCAGCCACAAGCAGUUUACGUGGCGGUUCAAAUUCAUUUCUCUUUCUACAACAUACGUAUUGCCCUUGCGCGAGUCUGUAUUCUUGCGUGGAUUCAAGAUCUCGAGGAGCAAAUGCGAUACAAGUUACUUCUCACCGAGUCUGCAAGAUCUAUCAUAGACCUGAUACACUUGAUAGAUCUUGAACCAUUCGUCUUGCCGUGGGUACAAUACAACAUGCCGCAGGCAGCAUUGUUUGUGUUGUUUGAUUUCAUUAUUGAACAUCCUUGUCAUGACGAAACAAGGAAGGACUUGUCCUACAUGCAAAUAGCGACAUCGUACUUCAUGCGGCUACAGUAUGCAACCGGAAACAAGGCCUUUGGCACGAUUCCGACCCAGUUCCUCCAGAUAGCUACCAGCUUUGUGGAAGAUACAUACCCCUCAAGCAUAAUCCAGCCAGGAGCUUCCGCAAAUCCACAAGAAUCGGAACUUUGGCAGAGUCGCGAUAGUGGCAUAGGGACGAGUGAUAUUAAGGAGUCACUUGGCUUUCAGUCCGAGACUCUGGAGCUUGAGCCGGAAUACCUACUACGAUCUACGCUCGGAGAUUCCGAGGACCGAGAGGCCCCGCAACUACGCCAAGAAGAGAACACGGCAGUUCCAGAUGCUCGCACUUACGAUGCUCGCACUUGCGACAACAUUUUACGGUUGCGGCUGAUUUAUAAAAGUGUUAAAAUGGCUCGUUCCGAUUUCAAAGGCUCGCCGUUGGUAUCAGUUACCCUGCAGAGUGUUGUUCUAGCAGCAACUUCCAAUUUGUUAGCACAGGUGCUGAUGGCAUAUCGUCUCGAUAAACCCAUCUCGGUAGAUUGGAUGCCCGUAUCGCAAUUCAUCGUAUGGACAGCUGUGUCUACGCCUCCGAAUUACCUAUGGCAGGAUUAUCUUGAGAACAAGUUCCCUGGCUAUGACACCAGGAAAAAGGAUGUCUCAAAGAGACACGGUAAAGCUGCCGAUGAUAAGCUCAACGUGCCCAACACACUUGCCAAGACCAUAUUGGACCAGACCAUUGGGGCAGUUGUCAACACCUUUUUAUUGUGUGUCUUUAUAAACUUGAUGAAAUCAGCGGUGGUUCCUUCAGUCUCUUCGGGGUAUAAAUUUGACUAUACGCGCAUUGACUGGUUAUUCAUCCUCAACAAGGCGCACGAGGAUUUCUAUCCUCUCCUCGUCGCGGGUUGGAAGCUGUGGCCGGCCGUUAGUUUGAUUAGCUUCAUCUUUCUCAGAACUGCUGAGGGGAGAAACCUAUUCGUCGCCUUGGCGGGUGUUGUCUGGGGAAUUUAUAUUAGCUGGCUUGGAGUGGAGUAG